CCGGCUUGCCCUAUACACUGUCUUUACCCUAUUCUGCUUUUUAGACUUUCAGUGUCAGUCACAUUGUUUGAACUAGUCAGACUAUCAGACCAGUCUUGUUAAACUACAGCAGAUAGCCCAAUUAGUUUUAUAAAAAUGAGUAACAAUCCUCUUCUUGUGAAUGUGGAAAACUGGGUUGCAGAGAACCAAAAUGCUUUCCUGCCACCAGUGUGCAACAAGCUCAUGCAUUUUCUCCAGUUGAAUGUCAUGUUUGUCGGAGGUCCAAACACCAGGAAGGAUUAUCAUAUCGAGGAAGGGGAGGAGUUAUUCUACCAGCUGAAGGGAGACAUGUGUCUGAAGGUGAUUGAAAACGGCAAACACAAGGAUGUGCACAUCAGAGAGGGAGAGAUGUUCCUGCUGCCAGCUCGGAUACCCCACUCCCCACAGAGACAGGCCAACACUGUGGGACUGGUGGUGGAGAGGAGACGACUGCUGACGGAGACUGACUGCCUGAGGUACUAUGUGGACAACACAGCUAAUAUCCUGUUUGAGAAAUGGUUUUACUGUGAGAAUCUUGGAACUCAACUGGUGCCAAUAAUCAAAGAGUUCUUGGCAUCAAAGCAGUACAAAACAGGGGAACCGGAUCCGAACGAAGUCUUCAGACAGCCUCCAUUCCAGAUGAACACUUUGAACGUGAUGUCGCCCUUCUGCUUCAAAGACUGGCUGGACAAACAGAGGCCAUCGCUGGCGAGUGGCAGGCCCAUCGACAUGUUCGGAGCUCAGUUUGAGACAGAGGCGAUGGUGUUUGGACCUGGCCUGUCAGAGACAACAGUGCCUCAGAGUGAUGUGUGGAUUUGGCAGCUGGAGGGAUCCUCCAGAGUCACUAUGAAUGAGGAAGAGUUCACUCUUUCUGCAGGAGACAGUUUACUUAUUCCUGAACAGAGCCAGUACCGGUGGCAGAGAGAUGAGGCAACUGUUGCCCUGUUCGUCGUUCAAAACCCUGAGCGGAAGAGACCAUGACCAUGGCCUGCCAAUUCACAAACACACAAUAAAUACACUUUAUACUUCAUGUAGGAGUGCACCAUGCACUCAUAUGUAAUAAGCUCCGUUACGUGUUAAUGAAAGUCAACCUUCAAUGAGUGAUAAUUCCCGAAAAGUUGUUGAAGCAGAAACUGUCAAUUGCAUUGUAGUUUCAAAUGCUGCUGGUCAAAGGUUUUAAAACACCGCUGUUUUAGUUAGAGAAAUGUAUGUAGUUUAAUAUCUCAAUGUAGUAAAGCACAGAACAAAUAAACAGUUGGAGAUUUUAAAAAAA
Messenger RNA from Scophthalmus maximus (turbot), 1291 nucleotides. It is a transcript of the gene haao, whose product is annotated as 3-hydroxyanthranilate 3,4-dioxygenase. Gene Ontology annotation, molecular function: iron ion binding; 3-hydroxyanthranilate 3,4-dioxygenase activity. Bases 136 to 999 code for a protein of 287 amino acids. The transcript is spliced from 10 exons. NCBI's taxonomy places the organism in Eukaryota, Metazoa, Chordata, Actinopteri, Pleuronectiformes, Scophthalmidae. The record is from RefSeq and is a predicted model, not a curated record. Gene Ontology annotation, cellular component: cytoplasm. Gene Ontology annotation, biological process: quinolinate metabolic process; 'de novo' NAD+ biosynthetic process from L-tryptophan.